Molecule: messenger RNA, 3517 nt
Organism: Nelumbo nucifera (sacred lotus)
Lineage: Eukaryota; Viridiplantae; Streptophyta; Magnoliopsida; Proteales; Nelumbonaceae
Biological process (GO): regulation of DNA-templated transcription; protein phosphorylation
Molecular function (GO): ATP binding; protein serine/threonine kinase activity
Source: RefSeq, a predicted model, not a curated record
CCCGUGGAAUGCAAUAGAAAUUUUGCAUACCCUUGAUGGGCAAAAUCGUAGUUGCAAUUAACGAAAAAGGGUGAUCCACAAGCCAGUCCAACCUAGUGGUGAAGUGUGGGCUUGUGAAGUCAAGCCCGCCACUAGGUCUCCUCCAAGCAUUACUACUACUACUAAUUUCACAGAGAGAGAGAGAAGAGAGAGGUGGAUUGUAGAUUACGAUGAGAUGGAGAUGGAAGUAACUUAAUGAGAAGAAAGAGACCUAAGCUCAGAGAAAAAAAAAUAAAAAGAUCCAAAAACAAAAGGCACCACAGCACAGAUCAGUAGAAGCGAUGCAGAGAGAUUUCUUUUAGAGAUUAAUGGAGAAAACAACUGCCACUCCUUAAGGAGACAUCUGGGGUCGCGUUAUCUGUGGUUCUUCUUCUGUGUAUUCUUUUCUCUCCAUUAAAACAAAGGACAUCAAAAAGAAACGGAAAGAAAGCUACCGGAGAAGGCUAUAAAAAAAAAGAGUUUGGUGAUGCCAACCCAAAAGCUACCUCUCCAUUUCAGCAUCAGCAAUACAACCAGCAGUACAUAGAGAUGUAGAUCGUAGACAGAGACCCAACCAAGUCACCCCUCGGAAUCUCUUUUUAUCUUCUUAAUUGCUCCUGCUGCUGCUAUUACUGUCUCAGGGUUUUUCGUUGGGAUUUUCUUAUGGACACCCCUCCAGCAGAAGAGCUGCUCAAGAAGAUCCAAGAGCUCGAAGCUGGGCAUGCCCACCUUAAGCAAGAGAUGUCGAAGCUGAUGCUUAGCACCACUGGUGGCACCGACUCCAAAAUGGACAACGGACAUCAGCGCUCCCACUCUGUAUCGCCCGAGAGAUCUAGAUUGGCCGCUUCGAGGAGGAAAAGUGGUAGUGUCUACGAAGGAGCUGCUUCCUGGAAAAAGGGUUCCUCGUCUUUCAGGCAUUCGUCGCCGUUGCAGAGGGAGAACAGGAGCCAUGGUGUUUUGAAUCCGGGACAAGGUGGUGGGCCGGCAGCUGUCAAAUUUACGGAUAAGCAGUAUCUGAAUAUUUUGCAGUCCAUGGGGCAAUCGGUUCAUAUAUUCGAUCUCAGUGGCCGAAUCAUUUACUGGAAUAGAACUGCUGAGCACCUUUAUGGUUAUCCGGCAUCGGAAGCCCUUGGUCAGGACGCCAUUGAACUUCUUACAGAUUCCCGCGACUCCGAUGCAGCAAGUAGUAUAGUACGCCGUAUAACCAUGGGAGAAAGCUGGACCGGCCAGUUCCCUAUGAAGAAGAAAUCAGGAGAAAGGUUUCUGGUCAUUGCUACCAAUACGCCAUUUUAUGACGAUGAUGGUAGCUUGGUAGGGAUUAUUUGUGUAUCAAGUGAUGCACGGCCGUUCCAAGAAAUGCGGGUCCCCUUUUCAGGUCCGAGGCCUUUGGAAGGUGAUUCCAGCUUUACGCGGCCUAGAAGUGACCUUCACCAACCUCUGCAAGUUGCAAUUGCCUCAAAAAUAUCAAACCUGGCUUCUAAGGUGACCAAUAAAGUCCGUUCAAAAAUUCGGAUCGGUGAGAAUGGCAUUGAGCUUGAAUGUGGGAGCGGAGACAGCCAGCAAUCCGAUCAUGUCUCAGAUGCAAUUCUAUCUGAUCACAGGGAAGAUGCGACUUCAAGUGGAGCUAGCACACCUAGGGGAGAUGUGGCUCCAUCCCCCUUUGGUGUAUUUUCUCAGGCUGCAGCUGAGGAGAAAUCCCCAGGAAAACCUAUCAAAAGUGCUGGUGCAGAGAGUGAAGGGAAGCCUGGGAUCCACAAGAUGUUAACUUCAAAGGCAGAGUCAUGGAUUAAUAAAAAGGGGAUAUCGUGGCCUUGGAAAGGUAAUGAUCGGGAUGCACCUGAAGCAAAGGCCAACCGUUUUGUAUGGCCCUGGUUGAAUCAUGAUCAAGAAAAUGGUUUGGGUCAUCAGAAAAAUAGUGAUUCUAGUGGAAAGCCAGAAAAUCAGGAAACUAACCGGCCUGGAAAUAAUGAGCCUUCUGGGUCCUGGUCCUCAUUUAAUGUUAAUAGCACAAGUAGUGUGAGCAGCAGUGGAAGUACCAGUAGCAGUGCUGUUAAUAAACUGGAUAUGGAAGCCGAUUGCUUGGACUAUGAAAUCUUGUGGGAAGACUUGACAAUUGGAGAACAGAUUGGGCAAGGUUCUUGUGGAACUGUAUAUCAUGCUCUAUGGUAUGGCUCGGAUGUCGCUGUCAAGGUAUUCUCCAAGCAAGAGUAUUCUGAUGAAGUGAUACUUUCUUUCAGACAAGAGGUAUCACUUAUGAAGAGGCUCCGACAUCCAAAUGUACUACUUUUCAUGGGUGCAGUAACUUCACCUCAGCGUCUUUGCAUUGUUACAGAGUUCCUCCCACGUGGAAGUUUGUUUCGGUUGCUUCAACGAAACACAUCUAAAUUGGAUUGGAGACGGCGAGUUCACAUGGCCUUGGAUAUUGCCAGGGGCAUGAAUUAUCUUCAUCACUGCAACCCACCUAUCAUCCAUCGUGACUUGAAGUCAUCAAAUCUUCUGGUUGACAGAAACUGGACAGUUAAGGUUGCAGACUUUGGUCUCUCACGUCUCAAGCAUGAAACAUACCUGACAACAAAGACAGGGAAAGGAACGCCACAAUGGAUGGCCCCAGAAGUUCUCCGUAAUGAGCCUUCAGAUGAGAAAUCAGAUGUGUAUAGUUUUGGGGUAAUUCUGUGGGAGCUUAUUACUGAGAAAAUCCCUUGGGAUAAUCUCAACUCAAUGCAGGUAAUUGGAGCUGUUGGGUUCAUGAAUCAACGAUUGGAGAUACCAAAAGACACAGACCCGCAAUGGGUUUCUAUAAUCCAGAGCUGCUGGGAGAGUGAGCCCCAACGUCGACCAAAUUUCCAGGAACUACUAGAAAAAUUAAAAGAUCUGCAGAGACAGUGUUCCAUUCAAAUUCAAGUGAAUCGCAUUGCUUCUGGAGAUGCCACGCAAAAAGCAUUGUAGUUGCGAGAAUCAAGUGAAGGUACCUAGAGGCCUGGCUUCGUCUAUGGUUUGGUUUUGACAAUCCCUUGUCUACACAGUGCAAGCCAUGAUUUUAUUGCGUAUCUUGCUUGCACGCUUUUAUGCUUUUUGGCGUUGCCAACAGAAGCAUCGAUUCAUUGUUUGUACGCAUUGGCAUUUAUCAUUGGUAGAAAACUGCCUCCAUAAUAUGCCAGAGUUGAAGGUGUCUCAAAUUGAAGGAAAGAAGAAAAAGAUCGGUCAAGAGGAUGUGUAAAUCAUUUGUAUGAGGUUUCUGCUAACUUUGGUGAUGGUGGUCUUUUAUUUUUUUGGAUAGACUGAAAACAUGGUAAUGGUGGUCGAUUCUGUGGUUUUUUCCUCCUACUAACCUCAUAAUAUGUCAUCUGAAAGGGUGUCAGCUGUAACUUGAUUCAUGUGAUCCGAUUCGUCUGUUAACCAAUUUGUAAUGUCUGAAAAAUCAGUCAAAACAGCUGUAUAUGCAUCUUCUCUGUUUGUUUGCCUUGGCAAGUAUAUAGAAUUGAAGAAUCUUUUGCUUCAA